This is a messenger RNA of Misgurnus anguillicaudatus (oriental weatherfish), 1112 nucleotides long. RefSeq names its product mitochondrial ribosomal protein L12 (gene mrpl12). Gene Ontology annotation, biological process: translation. Gene Ontology annotation, molecular function: structural constituent of ribosome; mRNA binding. The record is from RefSeq and is a predicted model, not a curated record. Lineage: Eukaryota; Metazoa; Chordata; Actinopteri; Cypriniformes; Cobitidae. Gene Ontology annotation, cellular component: ribosome; mitochondrial large ribosomal subunit.
AAGUCCGUCGCAAUGCAUUGUGGGUAGGUCAGGAAAGUGAGUGGAGGACGCCAUGUGCUUUUGGUAGAAGAUCAGUGACUGACUGACUGGCUGACAGACAAACACAGUGUAGGAUUGUGUUCUAGACACGGUUGUUUACAGAAGCAAUUUGUAUAUUUUACAGUUUGUCAUGUAUUGCACGAGACAUUGUGUCCGGACCGCGCUGCGGAUAACAGCGAACACACACCGACACAAUCUACAGACACCAGCACUGUGUGUGCUGCGACCGCUCAAGACGAGUACAGUCAGUCCAUCUGAUGCCAUUGCCACACCUCCUCUGGAUGGAGCACCCAAGCAAUACUCGCCCAAAAUCCAACAGCUCGUCAGUGACAUCGCCAAUCUCACACUGAUAGAAGUGUCGGACCUCAAUGAGUUACUGAAGAAAACUUUAAACAUUAAGGAUGUUGGUAUGAUGGCAAUGGGUGCAAUGCCAGCAGCACCUGCCGCACCUGCCGCUCAGGCUGCCGAUGAGGAGGCUGCACCUGCCAAAAAAGAGAAAACCCAUUUCACAGUCAAACUGACAGAACUGAAGGCGGCUGAUAAAGUGAAAUUGAUCAAAGAAGUAAAGAAUUGCAUUCAGGGUCUGAACCUUGUACAGGCCAAGAAGCUUGUGGAGUCUCUACCUCAGGAGAUCCGGGCUAAUGUGUCUAAAGAGGAAGCAGAAAAACUUAAAGCAGCACUUGAAACAGCAGGUGGCACUGUGGUGCUGGAGUGAAGAUGCACUGACCACUUCUUCGGUUGUUACCUGUCUGUCAUAAUUUUUAUACGAGAUAAAUGAAAAGGAAAGCAAAUUACGCCUUUAAGAUUACCACUUGGUCCACUAGAGAUGGUUGGGUGGUUGGCUGAACUCUCAUACUGAACUCUAAACAGGCUCCCGGCCUACAAACACACACCACCCGCCAUCACCUCGUCCAUUUAUCUGUCAUAUACCUGCACUCAUUUAUUCGCACACGUGCUGUCCUGAGCAGAGUAGACAGUGCUGGUCUGUGAAGCUUUGUCUCAGGUACUUGGGGUUGUCCUGACAAGGGGACUAAAUUGCAGUUGCUUGUGGUUGAAUAAAUGUGUUAUACGUA